AUGCCUCGAAGAACGUCUGAAAAAUCUGGAACUAAGAAAAUGAAAAUUGAUGAUUUUACCGGACUGCAAAAUGCUGAUCUUAAAGAAGAUGACUUGAACAAACAAGUUGAUAGUAAAUCACCAGAUCUACCAAUUGACUCGGAUGAAGAUGUAGCAAAAAAUGUGGAUAUUAUUGAAAAAGGAAUAUUUGAAAGGAUAGCAGAUAGAUCAGGGAGAUACAGAACUGGAAGGCUGUGA
Molecule: messenger RNA, 237 nt
Organism: Parnassius apollo (apollo)
Lineage: Eukaryota; Metazoa; Arthropoda; Insecta; Lepidoptera; Papilionidae
Source: the annotation of a GenBank genome assembly